Messenger RNA from Striga asiatica, 618 nucleotides. The record is from the annotation of a GenBank genome assembly. NCBI's taxonomy places the organism in Eukaryota, Viridiplantae, Streptophyta, Magnoliopsida, Lamiales, Orobanchaceae.
AUGCACCUGCUUCAUCACCUUCCACACGUACCUCUUGUACCCCUCCGGCCCCCCGCCGCCCCUCCUCCGCCUCCUCUUCCUCCCCUCUCCGCCGGCGGCGGCGGCGGCGGCGGCCGGUUUCUCCUUCCCGGCCACCUUCUGCUUCUUCUUCAUCUUUUCCCGGUCCUCGCGCGGGGUAGACGGUCCGACCGGUUUUUGAGCUCCGGCGGCCGGUUCCGGAGGCGCCGGGGUGACUUCCGGCUGGGAUGUCGGCUGGGUCUCGUCAUCGUCGUCUCCGAUGUCCGCUUCCUCUUGCUGAUCUGGCUUUUCCUGAACCGGAACGGUUUUGGAAACCGGUUCGGUGAUUAUGAUGUCCCGGAGGAGAGUAGCUCGACCGGCUCGGAUUCGUCUCCGUUGGGGCCCACCACCACCUUGACGGUCUCUUCCACCACCUUCGUGGUGGUCACCACCGUCUUCACCGCCCUACCAGACCGCCUCUUGGGUGCCAUUGGACUGAAAGGGUUCGAGAGGCGACCAUUUCGACAACACGUAUUGAGGGACUGCCGAGUUAUUGCAACACGUGGACAGCACGUGUCGAGUGAUUGCCGAGUUAUGGCAAUACGUGGUGGUCAAAAUUGA